CAGUUUUUGGAUGUGGAGGAUAUAUAGAUUUUUACGUGUAUAAACUGGACUGGGCAAUAGAGAUGGAUGGUAAUGAUAUAGCUAAGCAUCAUAGAAGGUUUGAACCUACAGAAGAAUGUAAAGAUAUUGUUAGAUAG
Molecule: messenger RNA, 137 nt
Organism: Entrophospora sp. SA101
Lineage: Eukaryota; Fungi; Glomeromycota; Glomeromycetes; Entrophosporales; Entrophosporaceae
Source: the annotation of a GenBank genome assembly